AAAAUAGAGAGAGAAAAAAAUAAAAGGAAAAUGAAGGUUUCAGCUCCAUGACUUUGACUUUUCUCCUAUCCUUUCAUUCACCUUCACCUUCACCUUCAUCAUCAUCUCAUUCUUCAUUUUCUGCCACCAUUGCUGAUUGUUGAACUCAAUCCUCUUCACCAUUAAACCAUUUCUCAAGUUCCAUUGUAUUUGGGGCCCAAAUUUGCUUCCUUUUUUUCUCCUUUGCUUAAUCCAUAAGCUCUCAGGUGAGGGCAGAACAAAAAACAGGAAAAAGAUUGUUUUUUUAUCAUUUGUGAUCAAACCCCACAUUAGAAAUUAGUAGAAAAAGAGGAAAAAUCAAGCUAUUGAGGAAAAUUGGGGAUUAGGGUUUUUUUGGUUUUGUCCUAAAGAUGGAAACUUUGGAUGGUAAUUCAGACCAAUACGCCACUGUUUCUUCUAAUUCACCAUCGUCAUCAUCUGGAGGGUUUAAUAGUAGUGAUGAUCACAACAAUGGUAGUGUGUCUUGGUAUGGGAUGAGGUUACCUUCUGUUAACCCUUUACGGUCCCCGCUUUCGUUGUUGUUGGAUUACUCUGGCAUUUUAACCCAAACCCAUGAUUCUGGGUCUGUGAUUGUCAACAAUGGUGUUCCGGCUUCGGAGAUUCGGUCUCAGGUUCAAAUGCAGCCAUUUGAUGAUGCUGUGGGGGGUAGUGCAGGGGAAGUUGCAAUAAGGAUCAUUGGAGCUGGGGAGCAUGAUCAGAAUCAGAUUGGGGAAGUGGGGUUUGAUGGUUGUGAUAAUCUGAUGGGUGAGAGAAGAGGUGCUGGAAUGUCUCCGUUGGACGAUGAUCCUGAGGGUCGUGGUGGAGCUGCGGUUAAUGAGACGGUUCCUUUGGUGUCUUCAUCGGCUUCGUUGGCAGGUAGUGUACAGGGUGAUGGUGAUGCUGCUGGGAAUGGUGCAGAAAGUGACAGCAGGGGUUCAUCAUCCUACCAGAGGUAUGAUAUUCAGCAGGUCGCAAAGUGGAUUGAGCAGAUUCUUCCUUUCUCACUCUUGUUGUUGAUUGUUUUCAUCAGACAGCAUUUACAAGGUUUCUUUGUCACUAUUUGGAUAUCAGCUGUGAUGUUCAAAUCGAAUGAAAUUGUUAAGAAGCAGACAGCUUUAAAGGGAGAUAGGAAAGUGUCUGUACUUGUCGGUAUCUCUUUUGCUUUCAUUCUUCAGGUCACAUGCAUUUACUGGUGGUAUCGAAAUGAUGAUCUCUUAUACCCACUAAUCAUGCUUCCUCCUAGACCUACACCUUUCUGGCAUUCAGUAUUCAUCAUCUUGGUCAAUGAUGUAUUGGUGCGGCAAGCUGCAAUGGUUUUCAAGUGUUUCCUGCUUAUAUAUUACAAAAAUGGCAAAGGUCAUAACUUCCGCCGGCAGGCUCAAAUGUUAACUUUGGUUGAGUACAUGCUGCUGUUGUAUCGUGCCUUAUUGCCAACACUGGUUUGGUACCGGUUUUUCUUGAACAGAGAUUAUGGCAGUCUCUUUUCGUCACUGACUACAGGGCUUUAUUUAACUUUCAAGCUAACAUCUAUCAUUGAGAAGGUCCGAGGCUUCAUUUCUGCCUUCAAAGCAUUGUCAAGAAAGGAUGUUCAUUAUGGGGUUUAUGCUACAAUGGAACAGGUCAAUGCUGCUGGCGACCUAUGUGCUAUAUGCCAGGAAAAGAUGCAUUCCCCAGUCUUGUUGCGCUGUAAACACAUUUUUUGCGAGGAGUGUGUAUCAGAAUGGUUUGAGAGGGAAAGGACUUGCCCACUAUGCAGAGCAUUGGUGAAACCUGCUGAUCUUCGGACCUUUGGAGACGGAUCAACAAGUCUGUUUUUCCAGUUGUUUUAAACACAUGGUCUUUCGGUUGGAUCAUAGUUUUGGGCCACCCUCCGCCUUAAAACUAUCGGGUUUAUUGCUCUAAUUUGAUAAGAUUUUUCAUCCAUCGAUUCUGGGGAAAUAAGAUUGUAGGGAAUCAUCAGGGCAUGGCUUUCGGCUAAGGAUUAAAAGUUAGCGUUCUCUUGUGACGAUGUCACAUGUACAAAGGACUUCACUCAGCUGCCACAUACUAAAAUUUGAGGGAAUUUACUAACCUGAUAUGUUCCACACAUCAGUGUGAUGAACACAAAUUUGUUCAUAACGUUGAAUCAUUUUGAAAUUCAUCUACCUCCCCCAACCCCACCACCCUUUUUCAAAGUAUGUAUAUGUUUCUAUACAGGCUUUUUGCAAAUAUGUCAAAUGAGUUGUUCUUGCACUUGGAAGUGCUGAAAAUUGUUAUUUAUAUAAGAAAUUUGGAUUUGGAUGA
Lotus japonicus is the source of this 2301-nucleotide messenger RNA. RefSeq lists its product as uncharacterized. The transcript has 9 exons. The record is from RefSeq and is a predicted model, not a curated record. NCBI's taxonomy places the organism in Eukaryota, Viridiplantae, Streptophyta, Magnoliopsida, Fabales, Fabaceae. Bases 390 to 1847 code for a protein of 485 amino acids. Gene Ontology annotation, molecular function: ubiquitin protein ligase activity. Gene Ontology annotation, biological process: positive regulation of ERAD pathway.